GUUAAAUUUCAGAAUUCGCAAACUGCGGUAGCCCCCAGUAAAUCUAAUUUUACCAAGUGCGCGCAAAUCAAAAUAAACAAAUAGCCCACAUAAUUAGUACAAAUACUAAACGCGAACAUUAUUUAUAAUAUAUCUAAAAUAUAUAUUUUGAAAUAAACCAAAACCAAAUACAAAAGCAAAUAACAUGUUCAGCAAAAGUCACAUCGUUUUGGCCAGCUCUUUGCUGUUGCUAAUCGCCCUGCCAGUAAUUCGCGCCGAUCUCAUGUGCUAUGUGUGCGAUGAUUGCGCCCAGCUGCCGAAGGAUGCACCCCUGUUGGCCUGUAAUGAGGACUUCUUUAAUCCUGGCGGCAGCACAGAAGCCUCCACGGUGACCACCACCACGACCACCGAAGCGAGCACCACCACUUCGCAGGAAACCACAUUGGCUCCAGUGGAAACCACCACUCCGAGCACGAGUGCUGAGACGGAUCCAACGACAACGGAGUCCACGAGCACUACGGUGGAGAUCACUACCACCGAACUGACCACCGAAGCUACCCAGAGUACCCAGAGCACCCAGAGCACGGAGGCACCCAUUCCCACGCCACCCACCGCCGGACCCGUUGAGACAACCACCGGAGUGCCCACGCCACCCGCCGAGGAUCUGGCUGCUCUGUCGGUGGCCUUGAACACCACCCGCCUGGUGCCGGUGGAGGCGGAGACCACCACGCCCACUUCCUCACUGGCCAUCCGGCAGCGGCGAUCAGUGAUCGACACCGGAUUCACCUACCACUGCUAUUCCGUCCAGGUCACAGUGAACGGCACCAUGUCCACAGAUCGUGGCUGCUCCCGGGUGAGCACCAUGGAGGGGGUUUGCGAGCAGUUGAAGAUCCAGAACAACAACACGGAGCUGGCCAACUGCAAUCCCUGCAGUAUGAACGCCUGCAAUGGAAGCUCGACGCUUCAGAACUCCGUCCUGGCUACUCUGCUCCUGGCUUUUGUGGCCUUUGCCCUGCAGCGCAACUAAGGAUUAGAUCGUAGUCCAUCACCCGGUGCUUAAGUCUAGUAUUCCUCGUUUCUUUGGGGCGAACACACACUCAUCAGUCCGCGCCCAUUGUUAAGUGAUUCGAAAAUUUAUGUAAUUUUUAAGAUAUACACAAACGCACAUGCACAAAAAACCGAAUAUCGAAAUAUAUACAACUGUACUUGUAUACAAACUUAAUCUAACCAAAUGUAAAGCUUCAGGCGACUUAAUAAAUAAUAUGUAAUUAUAAAAUCAAGAAAA
Molecule: messenger RNA, 1264 nt
Organism: Drosophila rhopaloa
Lineage: Eukaryota; Metazoa; Arthropoda; Insecta; Diptera; Drosophilidae
Product: threonine-rich protein
Exons: 3
Coding region: 185-1006 (273 amino acids)
Source: RefSeq, a predicted model, not a curated record